Molecule: messenger RNA, 7729 nt
Organism: Epinephelus fuscoguttatus (brown-marbled grouper)
Lineage: Eukaryota; Metazoa; Chordata; Actinopteri; Perciformes; Serranidae
Product: TBC1 domain family member 8
Exons: 20
Coding region: 255-3659 (1134 amino acids)
Source: RefSeq, a predicted model, not a curated record
GUGUGGUGUGUACAGCUGCUGUAAAUCGGGCGUGAGGAGAAGAAGUGUGAAUCCUGCAGCUGUCAGGAGCUCAGGACGACCAUGGACGGAGCCCACAACCCUGCUCUGUAGGACCGAGCACACCGAUCCAGACCCGGAGGACCGGCGGGGACAACUUUAUCCACCGCCGCUACUGCUGCUGCACUCCGACACGGCGGAGGACUCCUCCCGUCGGUCGGUCGGUCGGUCGGUCGGUCCCUCCCUGCUGGAAGACAAUGUGGCUGAACCCGGAGGAAGUCCUACUGAAAAACGCUCUGAAGCUCUGGGUGACGGAGAGGAGCAACGACUUCUUCCUCCUGCAGAGGAGGAGAGGACACGGAGAGCACACCGGGAGGAUCACAGGUCUGCUGGUCGGGGCGCUGGACACCGUGCUGGACUCCAAUGCCAGGGUCACACCAUUCCGCAUCCUCCUCCAGGUUCCCGGCUCCCAGAUCAGCUGGGUCAUCGCCAGCGGAGCUGCCAUAGAGGAGGUGAACAAGCACUGGGACUGGCUGGUCCACAACCUGCUCCACUCUCUGACCGUGUUUGAGAACAAGGAGGAUGUCGCCAGCUUUGUCACAGGAAAAGUCAAGGGCCUCAUCGCAGAGGAGGUUCGGGGCCGCCAGGCCGCCCAGGAAGACGACCCAGAGAAGUUCAGGGAGGUGCUGCUGAAGUUCGAGCGGCACUUCGGCCUCCCGUCGUCAGAGAAACUGGUGACGUACUACUCGUGCUGCUGCUGGAAGGGUCGGGUGCCUCGGCAGGGCUUCCUCUACCUCAGCAUCAACCAUGUGGCCUUCUACUCCUUCCUGCUGGGGAAGGAAGUCAAGUUUGUGAUUCCCUGGGCGGAGGUGACACGAUUGGAGCGGGUCUCCACUGGACUGAUGACGGAGGCGGUCCGGAUCACCACACGGCAGCGGCAGAGGGAAUUCUCCAUGUUCCUGAACCUGGACGAGGCGUUCGGGGUCAUAGGUCAGCUGGCUGACAUCGCCCUCAGGCGGCUGCUGGACAGCGAAGGCCUGGAGCUGGACCGAGUCCUGCAGCAGCCCACACGCAUCACCAAGAGGAUCCUGGAGGAGCAGGCUCUAAGGGAGUACGUCCUGGCUCUGUUUCGGCUCCCCCGGGGUGAGAGACUCCAUGAGGUGGCGUCCUGUUCGGUGUGGACGCCACACGCACGCUGCCACACGGCCGGGAUCCUCUACACCACUGACAGCUACUUGUGCUUCUCCAGCCGAGAGGAAGGCAGCUGCGUCCUGGUCAUCCCUCUCUCAGAGGUGUUGUCUAUAGAGAAAGCAGAGAGCACCAGUCUGCUGCCGAACCCCGUCAUAGUGAGCAUUCGGACCAAAAAGGCCUUCCAGCUGAUCGAGCUGCAGGACCGAGACGAGCUGGUGGAGAGCCUGAACUCCAGACUGCGAGCGCUGCAGUGGAAACAGUCCAUGUUCCGCAGCAGGAAGGACGGCAAGAGGAGCGUGACCUCCCCAACACCGUACUACACCUUCUACUACGACUGCAGCUACUCUGAUGAAGAGGAGAAAGAGGAGCACGCUCUGCGUAACACAGUCAACAGCGAGGCUCUGAUGACAGCCUUCCACCAGAACCAACCAGGAACCAAUGGCAACAAGAGCAUGGAGCAGGUGAAAGAGCGGCUGUGGGAGAAUCACUUCACAGAGUUCGGUCGUGGCGUCCACAUGUUCCGCACAGAGAAGAUCCAAAGGCUUGUUGCCAUGGGGAUCCCAGAGUCACUGCGAGGGGAGCUGUGGAUGACGUUUUCAGAUGCGUCUUCAGAGCUGGAGUCCCACCAGGGCUAUUACACCAGCAUGGUGCAGAAGUCGAUGGGCCACAGCAGCCUGGCUACUGAGGAGAUUGAGCGGGAUCUUCACCGCUCUCUGCCCGACCAUCCUGCCUUUCAAAACCCUACCGGCAUUGCCGCACUCAGACGUGUCCUCACCGCCUACGCUCACCGCAACCCCAGGAUUGGAUACUGUCAGUCGAUGAACAUCCUGGCGUCGGUGCUGCUGCUCUACGCCAAAGAAGAAGAAGCUUUCUGGCUGCUGGUGGCUGUUUGUGAGAGGAUGUUACCUGACUACUUCAACCGCAGGGUCAUAGGAGCUCAGGUGGACCAGUCGGUGUUUGAGGAGCUGAUCAGGGAGCGUCUCCCCGAGCUGGCCGAACACGUUCCAGACCUCUCCACCCUCUCCUCCGUCUCCCUCUCGUGGUUCCUCACCCUCUUCCUCAGCGUCCUGCCCUUCCACAGCGCCGUCUGCGUGGUCGACUGUUUCUUCUUCCAUGGAAUCAAAGCCAUCUUCCAGCUGGGUUUGGCGGUGCUGGAAGCCAACGCUGCUCAGCUGUCUGCAAGCACGGACGACGGGCAGGCGCUCAUGAUCCUCACCAGUUUUCUGGAGCAGGUAGGAAGUGAAGAGUCGUCCAGUCCUCCGUCGUCCCCACCGGCUGCAGAGGAAACCAGCAGCAGCAGUGACGCCGAUGUUUUCACCGUGCGACACACGAACAUCACCGACCUCAUCAACGACUCGUACGAGAAAUUCGGAGACCUGACGGUGAGGCAGAUCGAGAGGCUUCGCUGUCGACACAGAGUCCAGGUGCUGCAGGCUCACGAGGACACGGCCAAAGAAAACACUCUGAGGCUGGUGACUCCAGAUGUCUCCAUCUCUCCAGAGGACCUGGCCGACGUCUACGACCUCUUCAAGACGGAGCACUUCAUCAGUCUGUACUGGGGCGACAGCAGCUCUGCGGCCGCGGCGGAGGCUGCGGCGUGGCGUCACGGUGACUCCGGUCACUCCUACAUUGAGCGGCAGUACCGGCUGGACCGGCCCCAGUUUAAGAGCCUGUACGGGCUGCUGGCGCCGUGGCCCGGCAGCUCCAACCAGCACUCUGACACGCUGGCCAACCGCACCUUCACCCUGCUGGACCAGGAACGCCACAACCUGGUCACCUUCAGAGAGUUCGCCGGCUGGCUGGACACGUUAUACUGUGAAGAGCUGAAUGAGAAGAUCCGGCUGCUGUACCGUCUGCACAUCCCUCCAGCUCUGACAGAAAGUGAGGAUGACCCCUCUCUGAUGAAGAGCCCCCUGCUGUCCACAAACAGACCCCUCUAUGUCAAUCUGCCGUCCGUGACAGGUGUGGAGAGUGAAGUGAAGGACUAUCAGGAGCAGCUGAAGCAGAUGCUGCAGGAUCUGGUCAAAGAGAGGGAGAAAGAUGUGGAGAAACCUCUGCCGCUCAUGAACCAGCGUGAGUUCAUCCAGUUCUGUAAAACGCUCUACAGCAUGUUCCACGGCGACCCGGAGGAGAACGACCUCUUCCAGGCCAUCGCUACGGUUACCAGUCUGGUGCUGCAGAUCGGCGAGGCUGGUCACCGUGGAAACAGCUCAGGGUCAGAGGUCAGCAGCCAGGGGGAGGUGACCGCUGAAGACACUGAAGUGAACGCCAGCGGAGGAGACGGGAGCUCACCGGCAGAGAGCGACUGGACGAUCAGCUACGCUCAGAUCCUGGCGUCGCUGCUCACCGAACAGGCGCUGGUCAACUUCUUCGAGAAGCCGCUGGAUCUGACCGCCAAAAUCUCAGAGGCCAAGGAGAAGCAGUAUCAUCAGAGGGCGGGGCUUCUCACGCUGCAGCAGGGGACCAGCUGACUGACACACCGACCCUGAGCCGCCACACACACACGUUCGAUUUCUAAUGAAGAAAACUACAGUAUCAGUAUCGCAUAGCGCAACAGGACCUGACCUCUGACCCCACACUGACAGGACGUCUGACCUGACCUCUGACCCCACACUGACAGGACGUCUGACCUGACCUCUGACCCCACACUGACGUGACGCCUGACCUGACCUCUGACCCCACACUGAGAAGACAUCCUGACCUGACCUCUGACCCCACACUGAGAAGACAUCCUGACCUGACCUCUGACCCCACACUGAGAAGACAUCCUGACCUGACCUCUGACCCCACACUGAGAAGACAUCCUGACCUGACCUCUGACCCCACACUGAGAGGACGUCUGACCUGACCUCUGACCCCACACUGACGUGACGCCUGACCUGACCUCUGACCCCACACUGAGAAGACAUCCUGACCUGACCUCUGACCCCACACUGAGAGGACGUCUGACCUGACCUCUGACCCCACACUGAGAAGACAUCCUGACCUGACCUCUGACCCCACACUGAGAAGACAUCCUGACCUGACCUCUGACCCCACACUGAGAAGACAUCCUGACCUACUUCAACGUGAACCGGUGACAGAAGAGUUUCUUUUUCCAAAACAUUUAGAGCCAAAAAAAACCAGACGUCACAUGACAGUGGACGCGCCGCUGUCACCCAGUGACGUCACAGGAAAGUCUAAAUAUUGCCUUCUGACGUCACCAUGACGACGCCUGCAGUCAGACUGAUGUGAACAAAUAAUCUGUCCUCUUUGUCACAAGGAACCUUUUACAAAGUGUUAUUAUAACUUAUUACUAACGACUUUAUUAAGGGGGCAGUUUGGAGGCGGGGCUGUACGAGCUACUGACCCAUCAUCAGUCAGCGUCUGAGACGAACACCUGUCGGGUAGAGUUUCAGUUUGGUGAGUGAAUCUCUGAAGGUCGUCUGAAACAAUGGAGGUUAAAUGUUCACACUAAAACAGUUCUGUAAUAAAAAUCAGGGAGGCGGGGGGCUCCAGGUGAGAAUCGAUAGCGAGUCGGACUCGUUUGCCUUUAAGCUUUAAGCUCAUCACUUUAAUCAAUGGUUAAAUGCCGCUGUGUCUUUAAGAAAAUUGUGCAUUACAAACCAAAAACCUCAAAACGCCUUCGCUGCUGGAAACUGUUUAAUCAGCAGACUGAGUUCAGAUCAAUCAGAGAGUCGAUAAAGAAUCAGACAUCGAACAAGACAUCAGCUGAUCCGCUAAACUAUCACUUCCUGUCAGUCUGCUGCUGUGAGGCUGAUGAGAUGCUGAGGGUGUGACAGUGAGGGCGCCUUCACACGUGACACAUGGGACACAGCCAUCUAAACCCAUGACCACUGAGGACAAGACUAUCCCUCUGUACAUGGGACGCCCGCUGGGUGCCCUGAGACAGGUCUCUCUGAUGGGGAGAGACAAGUCUCUCUGAUGGGGAGAGACAGGUCUCUCUGAUGGGGAGAGACAGGUCUCUCUGAUGGGGAGAGACAAGUCUCUGAUGGGGGGAGACAAGUCUCUCUGAUGGGAGACAGGUCUCUGAUGGGGAGAGACAAGUCUCUCUGAUGGGGAGAGACAGGUCUCUCUGAUGGGGAGAGACAAGUCUCUGAUGGGGAGAGACAAGUCUCUCUGAUGGGAGACAGGUCUCUGAUGGGGAGAGACAGGUCUCUGAUGGGGAGAGACAAGUCUCUCUGAUGGGGAGAGACAGGUCUCUCUGAUGGGGAGAGACAAGUCUCUCUGAUGGGAGACAGGUCUCUGAUGGGGAGAGACAGGUCUCUCUGAUGGGGAGAGACAGGUCUCUGAUGGGGAGAGACAAGUCUCUCUGAUGGGGAGAGACAGGUCUCUCUGAUGGGGAGAGACAAGUCUCUCUGAUGGGAGACAGGUCUCUGAUGGGGAGAGACAGGUCUCUCUGAUGGGAGACAGGUCUCUGAUGGGGAGAGACAAGUCUCUCUGAUGGGGAGAGACAGGUCUCUCUGAUGGGGAGAGACAAGUCUCUCUGAUGGGAGACAGGUCUCUGAUGGGGAGAGACAGGUCUCUCUGAUGGGGAGAGACAGGUCUCUCUGAUGGGAGACAGGUCUCUGAUGGGGAGAGACAGGUCUCUCUGAUGGGGAGAGACAAGUCUCUCUGAUGGGAGACAGGUCUCUGAUGGGGAGAGACAGGUCUCUCUGAUGGGGAGAGACAGGUCUCUCUGAUGGGAGACAGGUCUCUGAUGGGGAGAGACAGGUCUCUCUGAUGGGGAGAGACAGGUCUCUCUGAUGGGGAGAGACAAGUCUCUCUGAUGGGAGACAGGUCUCUGAUGGGGAGAGACAGGUCUCUCUGAUGGGGAGAGACAGGUCUCUCUGAUGGGAGACAGGUCUCUCUGAUGGGGAGCUGCUCUCUUCACAGCCAGACUCCAUUUAGAAAAACAGUGAUUUAAGAUCAGUGAACUCAGGAGCUGCUGGUCUGUUGCUGCCUCCAUCAGUCAGUGUGUUUGUGUCACUGUGUGACUUUGAUGAAUCUGAAUUAACCCUUUAAACACCAGAAUCACACAGUGAUACAAACACACAGACUGAUGGAGGCAGCAGUCGACCAGCAGCUCCUGAGUUCACUGAUGUUAAUUCACUGUUUAUCUAAAUGGAGUCUGGCUUUAAAGAGAGCAUAUAGAAGUUCAGAUUCAGUGGGCCGUCUGACAGCGAGGUAAAGCAGUGUAAAUAUUCUAAAUACAGCGCACAAUAAACUAAUAUUAAUUUUUUUAAGGUGGCUAAAAUACGUUUUGCUGUUGCCCCCGACAACAGCAGGACACUGUUUGGCUUCCAUGUGGAUUCUCUUGCCUGUUUCUCCAAACUGGACAUGUGCUGACUGACGUGUACUGUGGGUCAGUCACUGACUGUGGGUCAGUCACUGACUGUGGGUCAGUCUGUGGGUCAGUCACUGACUGUGGGUCAGUCACUGACUGUGGGUCAGUCUGUGGGUCAGUCACUGACUGUAGGUCAAUCACUGACUGUGGGUCAGUCACUGACUGUGGGUCAGUCACUGACUGUGGGUCAGUCUGUGGGUCAGUCACUGACUGUGGGUCAGUCACUGACUGUGGGUCAGUCACUGACUGUGGGUCAAUCACUGACUGUGGGUCAGUCUGUGGGUCAGUCACUGACUGUAGGUCAAUCACUGACUGUGGGUCAGUCACUGACUGUGGGUCAAUCACUGACUGUGGGUCAGUCUGUGGGUCAGUCACUGACUGUGGGUCAGUCUGUGGGUCAGUCUGUGGGUCAGUCUGUGGGUCAGUCACUGACUGUGGGUCAGUCUGUGGGUCAGUCACUGACUGUGGGUCAAUCACUGACUGUGGGUCAGUCUGUGGGUCAGUCACUGACUGUGGGUCAGUCUGUGGGUCAGUCACUGACUGUGGGUCAAUCACUGACUGUGGGUCAGUCACUGACUGUGGGUAAGAGCGUCACACAGCCCCUCCUCAGAAGAUCCAAACUGUCCCUUUAGAUGUUGAUAAGUCAUUUACUAACACAGUAUAGAUGAUUUCUGAGCCAGUGAUGUGAUGAAGCUGCCGGGCUGUGAAACAUCUCUGAUGACUCACUGAUAAUAACAGAAGGUGAAAUAUGAGUCUGUGGUAAUGAAGUCAUUUAACAUCAGUGUCUCACCUUAAAUAAAAACCAAAGUCAUUAAGAAUAAGUUAAUAUUAAGGUUUUUUCAAAUAUCCAACAAGUGGAACUGUAAAUGUGAAGUUGUUCAUAUAUUCAUUCAGGUGAGGAGGUCAGGGGUCACACAGGCUGUUGGAGAGGGUUACACAAAGGAGAUUUUCACAACCUGGCAACCCCAAAUCAGUUCCUGUUAACCUUGGCCUCUAACUGAUCCAUAAACCUGUCAUAAAUGACGCAGCACUAAUGAACCCAUGAAUUCUAACUAACGUAUGAAGCCUUCAUGAUCACUGCCUUAUCAGAGUCGUACCAACGACCCUCACAGAGAGCGCUGCAGCAUUAAGACAAAUCUAGCAUCUUCUUUUUUAUUGAUUUUAUAACUUCUGUUUUCACGUGCACGCACCUCAGAAUAAAAAUCUAUUUUUUAA